GAAGAGCUUCGCAUACCGGCGUUGGGAUUGGCUUCCUCUUGGCGAUGACCAUCAACGUGAAUGCGUCCCAUAACGCGUAAAGUUCGUACAGUCUACAUGUGUGGGAAGAUAGCCUGAGGCUACUCCGCGAAGGUUACCUUGCCAGCGCGAGUUCACCAGAACUCCAUGAGCGCGUUGCAGAGCGGAUGUACAACCUCCUCAGGAGGAACAGUGGAUCAUACAUACAGAUCGGUCAGGCCAUCGGCGCAAACACGUUUCUGCUCCCCGAACUCGUUCAGGUCAAAUCCAAGUCCUUGUGGGACGGCGCACCUCAGGUCCUCUACUGCAUCGUCGAAGCCGUCUUCUGCUCCAAGUUCUGGCGCCCGCCAAGCUGCCCGAAUGGCGUAUUCGGGAUCUUCGAGGAGCAGGCGGUAGCGAGUGCGCCGAACAGCUCGAUCAUGGUCUGCAUGACAGCGCGCCCCCCUCCCUGUAGCGGUCUGACCGUGUCCGCGCUCGGCAACGACGGCUUUCCGCCCACAAGUCGUAGAACGGAAUCGUGAUUGCUCAAUGGUACGUUGUCGAUCCAUUCCGCCGUCAUGACCCCCUUCGUAGAGUAUUCGUACACUUCGGAUCCAUGCAUGCGGUGCGCAAAGUCCGGGUACGCGCGCACGGACGCGGUUGUCCGCCGUGCGUUGUCCGCCCCCCGGAUGCAGUCGAGCUCCUUGCGGAGGUGGUCCGAGAUAUGAUCGACGAGGAAGUUGACGAGCAGCUCGACCUGGAGCCACUGCGCUCCCUUGUAGGUCGCGAGGUCCCACUAAGUCUGGCGCGCAACGCCCGGCUUAUAGAUCUUCACGGCGACCUGCUGGUCGAAGCCGCGCAGCUUCGCUUCGUGAACCUGCGCGAUGCUGGCGCAGAUGUUCAGCUCGGACUGGGUGCA
This is a messenger RNA of Schizophyllum commune H4-8, 916 nucleotides long. RefSeq lists its product as uncharacterized. The coding region runs from base 186 to 539 and encodes 117 amino acids. The record is from RefSeq and is a predicted model, not a curated record. Lineage: Eukaryota; Fungi; Basidiomycota; Agaricomycetes; Agaricales; Schizophyllaceae. The transcript is spliced from 3 exons.